AUGGCGCCUUCAACGAAACUCACGCUGGACAAGCUUGCCACCUUCGACGACAUCAUCACUGACGCGCUUGUCGACAAGCUGUACUUCUGGGCUAAGAUUCGCAAGAACAGAGGCGGCCGAUUCACGGGAUCAAGGGGGCUACACGAGGAAGACGUUGCCGACAUCAUCCGGCAACACGUUGUCUGGGAGAAGGACCCAGCCGAGGCAGUGCACAAGUUAUUGCAGUUGCCAGGACUGCGCAGGUUCGUCAACAGUCUGAAGGAUGAGCGGGAUCAGGACCAAUUCAGACGACAUCUCCGGAGAUAUGUCAACAUCUACAUGUCAGAUUGCCAGUUCGAGGUCACUACCACCAACCGCUAUAUGAUUACCGAACACGAGGCUUCCAUCACCGCGCGAAGAGACAUCAACCCCCGCGAGGAGAUCAAGUACUUGACCGGAGUGCAAGUGGCAAUGACAGAGGAGCAAGAGAAGGUCUUGGAGCUGGCGCGCAAGGACUUCAGUCUGGUGAUCUCCAGUAGGAAGAAAACGCGCUCGUUGUUCCUAGGCCCCGCGCGCUUCGCCAACCACGAUUGCGACGCCAACGCAAAGCUCACAACCAAGGGCUAUGAUGGCAUGCAGAUUGUUGCAGUGAAGCCCAUUCUUGAAGGAGAGGAGAUUACAGUCUCCUAUGGCGAGGAUUAUUUUGGUGACGAUAACGAAGAGUGCUUGUGUAAUACUUGCGAAAGUCUCCAGCAAAACGGCUGGGCGCCCAUGAAGCGAGUUGAACUCAACAACGGCGAGAAUGAAGAUCAGAUGCAGGUCACAGACGAAGUACAUACAGACGACACCGCCUCCGAAACUAUCUCUUCUUCCGCCAAGAGGCCACGAGUUGACUCUACAGAAGAGGAUCCUUCGCGCGACUCGACACCAGCCCCGAAACGUGCAAGAUUCGAGCAAAAGAGUUCACCAAACAAGCAGCACACAUCCAAUCUCCUUCGGAAAACGACGCUCAAGAAGGCACACAGCACAUCGUCGUUGCGCCAGGAACUCCCAGUGUCGAGUGUCGAAGACCCGGCGACCAGCUUGGAGGAAUCGCCAGGAAAAUCGCACGAGAAUCGCAACCAGCAGCAUGAGGGCCUUGUGACAGUAAACACGGAUUUGAUCAGCUCGUCACGGGAACCGUCCCCACAGUCAUCUAUAGCGGCGGCCUCACCCAAGUCGACUCAUUCGUCUACAGAUGCUACAUCGAUAGACGAAGAUCAUGCACAUGAAGUUAGCGAUCACAAGGAGAAGGUCGAUCCUCAGACGAUACAAGAUCGCCCAGCGCUUGGGGUGGCCAUAGUGAAGGAGGAAAUUACUACGACAACGGUAAACGCCCCGUGGCCCUCCCCGCCUGCAGACGAAGACGCAUACAUGUCCGAUCUCAGCGAACUUUCUGAGAGCUUCGAAUUUGACGACGUGAACCAGCAGAUUGUCAAGCGCAAGCCUCGACCUACUCUACGCACGACACGUUCCAAGUCGCGCUUCGACGUUCAGAACCGCGUCGGGACGCCGAUUACGAUCGAAGAGGGGGACGAAGCCGAUUAUGUCGAGAAUACACGAAAGCCAGGUGACUACAUGACAUCAAACGCUCUUCUCUCAGCCAAAUACUCCAAGUGGGUUAAUUGCCAAACAUGCGACACAGAUUUCGUUCAGCAGGACGGCUACAACACGCGUAAAGAGUGCCCACGAUGCGAGCGCCAUUCGAAGCUCUAUGGCUUUCCCUGGCCCAAGACUGAAAGAGAAGGCAAGCACGACAAAGAGGAGCGCAUUCGCGACCACCGCACUGUUCAUCGCUUCGUCGACCCGGAUCAAGAGCGCCAACUGAAGCGCGAUAAGACUAAGAAGGUCAUCCGAGAGCAUAUCCGCGAACGCUUUUCAACACCGAGGAGUGCGAGGGAUACCAUGAGCUCAAGUAUAGAGGUUGAUAGUGGGAGAAAGAGGAGGCGUGUGAGGAAGACAAUGUAA
Molecule: messenger RNA, 1986 nt
Organism: Alternaria burnsii
Lineage: Eukaryota; Fungi; Ascomycota; Dothideomycetes; Pleosporales; Pleosporaceae
Product: histone-lysine n-methyltransferase set9
Exons: 1
Coding region: 1-1986 (661 amino acids)
Cellular component (GO): nucleus
Molecular function (GO): histone H4K20 methyltransferase activity; protein binding
Source: RefSeq, a predicted model, not a curated record